AUGCUUCGUCUGUGCCUCUGCUCUCGCCGCUCCGCCGUUCGCACUCUCGCUGACGGGUUUCGUCGCGUCGUUCUCUCGUCGUCCAAGACAGCCACCAUCAGCCGAACGAAAGUGGUAACCAGCACGGCGGCAGUCGCGACAAUUAGACUUGGAACCACCGGCGUGUGCGAUUCAUCGCGCAAAGUUACCGCUUCCGCACAACCGCGCGGGGUUCCGCUCUCUGCGCAUUCCCCGUAUGUAGCGCAUUCCGCGUAUGCAGCGCCAACGCCACGCCUUUCCUCCACAGCCGCUCCCCCCGCUACCCCACUCUGGCGGCUUUCCCGCCCGCCUUCCCCGCGAAGCCCCUCCGCCAUGCGACGUGACACUAGCGGAUGCGCCGCGGCGGCGCCUGCUCUAGGCGAGUUUUCGAGCUCGCUCCCAGAAGCUGUCCACGUCAGCGACUAUGUCCUCCACGAAUCGGAUCUUGCGAUAGUCGACGGGAAGCGCGAGGAGAUUAAAGCCCAACCAAAUACGUCUCUAGUCAUCUUGAACUUCAAGCUCCCGCUUUUCACGCCGAUCCUCUGGCAGCAAGCGGGAUCGUUGCGGCUGUGCGCGGAUGGCGGAGUGAACCGCCUGUACGACGAGCUUCCAGGAAUGUUCCCGGGGGAGGACCCUGAUGACGUCAGACGAAGGUUCGUGCCGCACAUAAUCAAGGGUGACCUGGACUCUGCGCGUCCCCAAGUGCUCGCCUUUUACAAGCAGCUCGGCGCGGAGAUAGUGGAUAUGAGCAAGGACCAGGACACCACGGACCUGCACAAGUGCAUCAACCGGAUUUUGCUCGACACCGGCCACGCCAGCUCCGUCACUCCCUCCGCCAUCCCUCCUCCUACACCUUCUCCCCCUCCCCUCUCCGAAUCCACUGCUGCUGCCCAAACCCCUUCCACCACUGCCACCACCACUGCCAACACCAACAACACGGGAUCUACAGCCAAUGCUGCUCUAUACCCAGAAUCUUCGUCCUUUUCUCUUAAUUCCGCACCAGAAACGCACUCUUCUGCACUUGCCCAACAACCACACAAUAGAAUCCUCUCCCAACCCGAGCCUAAACACGAACCUCCUGCUUUGCCUCGGCCGGACAAGCCACAGCCCCGAGCCCUCCUCCCAGCGAAGGUGGUUCGGCCGGACCAGAGAGUGAUCGUGGUGGGGUCACUAGGCGGCCGCAUGGACCACGAAUUCGGAAACGUGAACGUGCUCCACAGGUUCCGCCACGUCAGCAUCGUGCUGCUGUCGGAGGACUGCCAGCUGUUCCUGCUGCCAGCUGGCUGGCGCCACGUCAUCACGCCUCACCCGCGGUGGGAGGGGCCGCACUGCGGGCUGAUUCCUGUGGGGGAGCCGUCGCAUGGGACCACGACGACUGGGCUGAGAUGGAAUCUAUCCAACACACCAAUGCGGUUUGGUGGCCUUGUCAGCACGUCAAACCUUGUUGUUGCGCCAACUGUCACUGUCGAGUCUGACGUGGACCUUAUCUGGACAUAUGCGACACGUACUGCUUCCACGAAACUGCUUGACGAAUCAGCCCGUUACGACUCGUCGGACGACAGUUGGCACCGUGACGGUGACGGUAGCACCCAGCAUGCGAAGGAUCAUUCUUCGCAUUACGUUCAUGCGAGCGACAGCGCCGCCCGCGAUAAUCGGAGGCAGCUGCAGCUGGUGGGGCACGUGAAGGCGUUUGAAGCCCAGCUACAAUACUAUGUUCCCCUCCCCGUCAGGAACCAUCCAGAGAGAACCAAUCUCUUCAUCGGACCCCUUGGGUUUGCCUACAACUCCUCCAACCACCCAAUUGUGUUGCUACAGUACCACGAGCACGACACGCACUGGGGAACCCUCGCCCACUGCCACGGCGACACGUGUCCCGCCCUAACCUCCUGCGGCCCGGCCUUCCCGAACCUCCGCGCCUGCUGGAACCCGGACCUGGUUGAUCCGGACCGAGUUUCCCUCGACCCGCCCGUGAACUGCCCGAAAAGAAACGCCACGGCAGGGUUGGAUCCGCACACGAGGAAGCAUGUAUCGGACGGGUAUGACGAGACGUGCUCGCAUAGGGAGGAUUUUAACCCGCGGGACGCCAUGGCGCUGCAGAUGUUUGAGGUGAAGGGCGCGUAUGUGACGGACAAGGGCUACGUUUUCAACCGCACUCAUCGAUUCGUGCGGCCGAGCUGUGGCAGGUUCAACGAGAUAUCCUUUUCAUCAGAGCAGCAGGUGCAUCUGCUACCAGCAGCCUUCACGUGGAGCAACUCGUACGGGUUCAACUUCUACCACUUUGUUGCAGAGACCAUGCCGCUGCUCCUCGUUGCUGCGCCGCUGCUGCCGCGCAUCAUGCCCUCCACGCCCAUCCUUGCCAGCCGCAUGCAGUGGGAGGUGUACAAGCAGUUCGGGGAGCCGCUCAUAGGCAUCAAGUACGAGGACAUGCGCAUGCUGCCUCUUGUGGCCCAGGAUCUCUUCUUUGUCGAAACGCUCUAUGAGCCCAUCGCCCAGACCUGCGGCAGCCCCUCCAAGGCGCUCUGGCAAUCGCUCAGGCGGACCCACCUGCUGCACCCACAUGGGCUGCCUCUCUUCCGCCCCGACUGGUCCUACCAGCCGCCGCCGCCGCUGUCGCCGCAGCAGGCGCAGGCGCUGCCACCUGACUGGGUGGUGGUGCUGGCGAAGCGACCCGCUAAGAAGCGAUCCAUUAGUAACUUUGAGGAGGUGGAGGAGGUGGUGGAGAGGGCGUUUGCUAAGGAGAGAGUUGUGAAGUUCACCGGUGUAGUUUGCCUCCGUCUCUCUCGCUUUGUCGCCCCCUCUUGGGAGCAACUCUCGUGUGUUGUCAUUGUUCCGACCUUCCCCAUUCCCAUCGUCCCCGAUCCUCAUGCACGCGCAGAUGCGUAUCGCUUCGCGGAGCUCGUAGACGGCGAGUCGCGAGCGGUCGUUUACCUCUACGUCAACUUCGAUUCCGCCACCACCACCAUCCAAGCCACCUACAAGAUCUUCGCCGCUCUCCCCGCGGGUCCGCCAGUCUACAUCACGCUUGCAGGCACAACCGUCCCCGGAUGCGACCCGACCAAAUGCAGCCUCCCCCCAGGCGGCCCCACAUGGACCCAGCCCGUGCCGUCCGUGUGGCAGGCCAUCGGAACCUUCACCAGGAGCCCAGUGACGGAUCCCGAGCGCUAUGGCGCGCUGCUGCAGCUGAUUGACAACUCGCUGGUGUUCCCCGGGGUGGUCAUGGCGUAUAAAGACGCGCAGGGAGCGCUGAAACCGGUGAUGGCGCAGCUCCGCGCCGAUUCCACGCGGAAGAUUCUCUCCCCCCGUCCCUCUGCUUCUGCCUGCAGUGGAAGUGGGCCCCAUCCCAGCAUACGUGCCGAGCCCGCAGUACGUGGUUCGCUUCCUCUCCUACAUGCCAGGCGGCGCCAACCUCUCCCUCUCGCAGUCCACCGACGGGCUGUCCUUCCAGGCGAGCUUCGUGGUUGCCGUGGUGCAGCAGCGCCCCCAGCAGCAGCGGCGGCGGCGGUGGCGGUGCCGGCGCUGGUGGCGCUGGUGGCGGCGGCGCUGGUGCUGUGCAACGCGGACCGCGUGAUCAUGUCCGUUGCCAUCCUUCCCCUCUCCGCAUCCCACGGCUGGCCGCCCAGCGUCGCGGGCAUCGUGCAGUCCUCGUUCUUAUGGGGCUACCUCAUAACCCCCAUUAUUGGAGGGUCGCUCGCUGACCGCUACGGUGGCCGCCCCGUGCUGGCAGCAGGGCUGGCGCUCUGGUCACUCGCCACGCUGCUCACGCCUGCCGCUGCCGCACACUCCCUGGGUGCUCUGCUAGCUGUGCGGGCAGUCAUGGGGCUGGGGGAAGGGGUGGCGCUUCCAUGCAUGAACCACAUGGUCUCACGCUACGUGCCAGAGAGCAGGAGAGCGUGGGCAGUGGGAAUCUGCUUCGCGGGCUUCCACGUGGGCAGCAUGGUGGGGCUGCUCUCAGCGCCCUCCCUCAUGGCGCUGCCCGGUCUGGGCGUGACCGGCCCCUUCCUGCUCUUCGGCGCGCUGGGGCUGCUCUGGCUCGCGCUGUGGCUGCUCCUCGUGCCUGGCGAUGCCUGUGCUGCGCCCAGUGCGCCUGCUGCCUCGCCCAGUGCAGAUAGUGGCGGGCAGCUGGACGGGAAACAGAAGGUGCAGAGUGGUGUUGGUGCGAGUGGGUCGCGUGUGACGGUGUGGCAGCUGCUGUCUCACCCGGCUUCAUGGGCCAUCAUCAUCGCCAACACUGUCAAUAACUGGGGCUACUUCAUUCUGCUCUCCUGGAUGCCUCUCUACUUCAACCAGGUCCUGCACACGGACAUCCGGCAGGCAGCGUGGUUCAGUGCAGGGCCAUGGGCGGUCAUGGCAGGCAUGGGGCUGCUGGCAGCACAGCUGGCUAACCGCAUGGAGGGCACGCAGGGCAUGACCCGCACUGCCGUGCGGAAAGUCAUGCAGGUGAGUGACGGCUGCCACGCUGCUGGGUUCCUGGGUCCUGCUGCGUCAUUGCUGCUGCUCACACGCAUGUCCACCGCCCCUCUCGCUGCCCUCUGCCUCACUGCUGCUCUCGGCCUGAGUGCGUUCAGCCAAGCUGGGUGGCUCCUCAACCAUAAGGUGGUCACUCACUCUCUGGCACUCUCCUCUCCUCUCCUCCUCCCCCUCUCCUCUCUCCUCCCCUCCCUCCCCCUCUCCUCUCUCUCCCUCUCCCUCUCCUCCCUCUCCUUCUCUCCCUCUCCUUCUCUCCCUCCCUCUCCUCUCUCUCUCCCUCCCUCUCCUUCUCUCCUCCCUCUCCUUCUCUCCCUCCCUCUCCUUCUCUCCCUCCCUCUCCUUCUCUCCCUCCCUCUCCUUCUCUCCCUCCCUCUCCUUCUCUCCCUCCCUCUCCUUCUCUCCCUCCCUCUCCUUCUCUCCCUCCCUCUCCUUCUCACCCAUACACUUCCUGGCUCGCUUCUCAAGUGCCUUCCGCCAUUCCAAGUUUUUGCUUGCUGA
Messenger RNA from Closterium sp. Yama58-4, 4983 nucleotides. The record is from the annotation of a GenBank genome assembly. Lineage: Eukaryota; Viridiplantae; Streptophyta; Zygnematophyceae; Desmidiales; Closteriaceae.